Patella vulgata (common limpet) is the source of this 2513-nucleotide messenger RNA. RefSeq names its product metabotropic glutamate receptor 1. Gene Ontology annotation, molecular function: adenylate cyclase inhibiting G protein-coupled glutamate receptor activity. The transcript has 6 exons. Gene Ontology annotation, biological process: G protein-coupled glutamate receptor signaling pathway; regulation of synaptic transmission, glutamatergic. The record is from RefSeq and is a predicted model, not a curated record. Lineage: Eukaryota; Metazoa; Mollusca; Gastropoda; Patellidae. The coding region runs from base 299 to 2470 and encodes 723 amino acids. Gene Ontology annotation, cellular component: membrane.
AAAACAGUCUUUUCCCAUUGCGAAAGGGGCGCUAGUUACCAGUAUCCCCAAAAUACACAUACAAGAAUUCGAUGACUAUUGGAAAGGUAUUCAAGCGUCGGGGUUCGCACAUUCAUGGCUUAAUAUUACCCAAAAAUCGGAUUUUGAGAAUCUUGAACAAUCUGUAUAUGUGAGCUACGCCAUUAAAGCCGUUUUAGUUUUAGCUAAUUUAUAUAAGAAACUGCACACAGAAAUUUGUACAAACGACACAAUUUGUUCCCAGCUUCGAGAAUUACCCAAACAGAGAUAUAUCGAUGAAAUGGAUGAAUUGGACAUGAAUCUUACCGAAACGUUUCCCUUUACGCUCCAAAUGUUCCAAAACAUCUCAUCAAAGAAGAUAACUUUCACAUCCAACCGAGAAAUUGACUACAACUCUGAACCCAGUGAUACAAUAUACGAAGUAUAUAAUUAUCAACAAUGCAACGGACUGGCAGACUGCCGAUUCAUAAAGGUUGGCAGCUUCAAAGACCAAAAGUUGCAAUUAAACAGAAGCGCUGUACACAGCUAUCCUUUAGAUGGAAAUGCAAAUCCUUAUGAUGUAGCUUCAGCUGCUCGAUGUCCUGAAGAUCCAAUCUGUUCAGUUUGUGUUCCCUCGAAUCUACCGGAUCGUGUUCUGUUUGUAAAAGGUGACUGGUAUGUUGUAGCGGUUGUGCCGAUCUAUCAAAGAAAAGACGAUAAUCAAUUUACGUGUAGCAAAGAAAUAAGAGAUUCUUUAGGAAACGAUAUCGCUGAAAGUAUUAAGUUCGCCAUUGAUAAGAUUAAUAUUGAGCUGAGUUCUUUGACUGGUAAAAACAGUUCAGUUGGUUUAAUAGUGAUAAAUGGGUGUGAAUCCGAAUUAGUAAUUAAAGAUAAAAUGUUUAGCCUUCACAAAGGAACUUACAAACUAAGGCCAGGGUUCCCUAGCUCAGAGAUUAAUAACAGAAUACUAGGCUAUGUUGGAGGGUUGAGCAGCAGUAUGAGUACAGCUAUAGCUGAAGUUCUAACUAAACUUGGUUACGUUCAAGUCUCCUACGCCUCGACCAGCCCAUUUCUCAGCGACAAAACGUUAUAUCCGUACUUCCUGCGAAUACCCACAGCAGACGACCAACAAGCUCAAGUAAUAAUGGAUAUAGUUACCUCCCUUGGAUCAACCAUAAUUCAGGUUCUUUAUACGAACGGGUCAUAUGGGGAAGGGGGUCUUUCAGCAUUGCAAAAACUUGGUAAAACUAAAGGUGUUUGUAUUAUACCUAACGAAAUUGCUGUCACUGAGGACUACACUGUCUUUAAUGGACUAUUAGCAAAUCUAAGACAAAUCCCUCAAGCCAAGCUAGUAGUAACAUUUGUGAGAUCUCAUCUAAUUCAGCCCGUUAUAGCAUCAGUGAUUCAGAAAAUGAAAACAAAUGAGUUCAUAUUUAUAGGAUCAGAAACAUGGGGAGGUCGGGAAUCCAUGUUUCUGGAACGGAACAGAGCCAAACUCCACGGAUCUUUAACUAUUUCACUAGACUUACCACCUGUACGACAGUUUACCUCUUACUUAUCAGAACAAAAUAUUAAUGAUCUUUCAAAUCCCUGGCAUCGCUAUUUUUGGGAGAAAAGAGGGAAUUGUAUAUUUCCGGGAAGUUUCCAAAGAUCCGGAAAUUUUGAUAAUAAUGAAAAAACAAGGGAAUGCAACCUAACGAUUCUUGCACAACCUCCACAUGAUCCAUGGAUACCAUUUGCUGUUGCUGCUACAAAGGCCCUGGUCAGUGGAGUAAAACAAGUUAUAUUAUCGAAGAUUUGUAAUAGUUCCAAGACAACUUGUGCUGCAAGAAAUCCCCACCUCCUAGCUAAAAACAUGAAAACGGAGGUGAAAUUAGAUUUAUAUGGUAACGGGACAAAAACUCGUGUUUUUGAUGAUACUGGUGAUGGGGUUGUGGAAUAUCAGAUAUUACAUAUAACCACCGAUAGUUCGUCUGGAAGGACACAGUAUACACAGAUUGGAUCAUGGUCCAAAAUACAAGGAAUGGAAUUCAACAAAGGAUAUCUACAUUUUCCAUUAAAGAAGUAUAAGUCACUUUGUCUGACGGAUUAUGAAUGCAGUAAAUGUAUCAGAUCAAAAGAACCGGACGAAAAAGCUACAGGAUCAACCACCUGGAUGGUUUAUACGUUAAUAGGAUUUGGCUGUCUGUUAUUGCUGUGUUUUCUGGUUAUAGUCAUACUGUGUUAUAGAAUACGUCACAUGAUACAGAGAGAAUGCGAAUACAUGGAUGUCAUAAACAUUCACAGUUCCGUCAAAAAUAAAGUUAGCAACGUUUCGAAUAAAUCUGAUAUUUAUUUGACUGCUAAAUCCAGCUUUGGUAUAGAACCUUACAACAAAGAAGAAGACAGUCCACCCAAUCCAUGUUUAUCAUUACCAGAACAACAAACCAUUACCGUGGAGACCAAUAAACACACUACCCGACUUUCACAUUGAUGAGUCCGCUGAAACAAGAACCAAAUUUAUAAUCUGGGGAAAU